Messenger RNA from Fonsecaea nubica, 1146 nucleotides. RefSeq lists its product as hypothetical. Gene Ontology annotation, cellular component: mitochondrion; ribosome. The record is from RefSeq and is a predicted model, not a curated record. Gene Ontology annotation, molecular function: structural constituent of ribosome; RNA binding. The transcript is spliced from 2 exons. Gene Ontology annotation, biological process: translation. Bases 1 to 1146 code for a protein of 381 amino acids. NCBI's taxonomy places the organism in Eukaryota, Fungi, Ascomycota, Eurotiomycetes, Chaetothyriales, Herpotrichiellaceae.
AUGCAGCGAAUAUUACGCAUAAACCUCCAAGCCCGCAAUCAAACACUCAAAGCUUCUCGGCGGAAAAAUUACGAAAAACUCCGAGAUGACUGGAAAGAGUACGAGGCUCGUCUGAUCCAGACGGAGAAAGUAAAAAAUGGGCACAUCAAAGCUGAGCGCAGAGCCCGGCGGGAGGAUUGGAUCAUGGGCCCGCUAGCACCGAAACGCGACGUUGGCACAAAGCAAGAUUUCUAUGGCACUGUGAGCAACCUACUCUACCAAGGGCCAGUCUUUCCCACCAAGGUCAGGCAUGGACCAAGGAGUAAUGGGUGGGACCCUGUCGGAGGCGAAGGAUCAGAGGAGGAACAGAAAGAGUGGGAGGGGUUCGGAAACGAAGGGAAUAUUGUGGAGGGAGACCGAGUCUGCAUUGUCAAGGGGAAAGAGGGAUUGAUCGGACAAAUUGGCAAGGUCAAGGAUGUCAGCAGCGAUUCGAAGGAGCUGAGAAUCGAAGGUCUCAACAUGGCCGAUGUUGAGAUACCCGAGAGCUUCGGCGAACAGCGCGACAAAAUACACUUCUCCUCCCUCGAGUUGCCGGUGUCCAUCUCCGACGUACGACUUGUGUACCGCCUCACCGAUCCUGCUACUGGACGCGACAGAGAUGUCAUCGUAAAGCACAUCCGUGGCGGUCCACCUUACUUCCAACGCGAGCCUAACUCGCCUCUGCCUCGACAUACACGGUACGUCGCAGGUGAAGAUAUUCAGAUCCCCUGGCCGGAAGUCGAAGCUCCCAAAUACCAAGCCUUUGAAGGAGAUACUACACGCUAUGAUGUCGAGUCACAAACCUGGACGCCCACAAUAUACCAACCUCCUAUUCCCUCUCCAGAGAUAUUUGACGACCUGACAGCAGAGGACAAGUACCGGCGAGAUAGGGCAUGGCACGAAGAUGAGUAUGUGAGAAUGAAGAUCUUGGAGGACGCUCGUGCAGAGUGGUUCAAGGAGCGGAAGAUUCAAGGUCCCCUAGCGAAGUUGGCCGAGGAGAAACUCAAGACGGUAGCACAGAGGGCUGAAGCGAUCAAGCAAGCCGGAAUGAGCGAAGAGACGAGGAAGCUCUUGUUGGAGGAGAUGAAGGCAGCAAGGGAAAGAAGGAGACGGAGAAUGGCGGAGUGA